Molecule: messenger RNA, 2271 nt
Organism: Hyposmocoma kahamanoa
Lineage: Eukaryota; Metazoa; Arthropoda; Insecta; Lepidoptera; Cosmopterigidae
Exons: 12
Coding region: 181-2148 (655 amino acids)
Source: RefSeq, a predicted model, not a curated record
ACAAAAGAACUUCAGAAAAUCAUAAAACUUCUGAACUCAGCUGGGGAUGCGGUUCUCUUGCGACAUGGCGACAUACGCAAAACUUAUCCUGACGCCGUUGCACUAUUAAAAGGAAAAAAUACUGAUCAGCUUACUGUUGAGAAUCCGGACCCCGUCGCAGCGAGAAAAAUUCAAAUAAAAAUGCAUUGCUUGAUGCAUGGGCCGACUGAGAGCCUAAUUACAAAAACGCCACUCACAGAAGAGGUCCUCGAAGACGUCACUAACUACUUGGCGGUCCACCUGCUCAAGCCUCAAAUCGUGAAAGUGUGCAAAUGCAUGAACAACGUGUUCGUGCAGUGCGAGUUGUGGUGUGAAGAAAUCCUGCGGCGGGUGGCCCGACCUUGCUGCACGUGUUCGCGCCACGUGUCUUCACAAGCACUGGAGGAUCUGAUACCACUGGGCCCUCGCGUAGACUUCGAACCCGGUGUGACGAGUACCUUCGUCCCCGGUCUGGAGAUCACGACGGGCCCAUGCCCCUCAACAAGCUUCUCACGUAGCACCCAGCCAUCUGUAUGCCCCGGCAUGAUCCCAGAGGCUGGACCCUGCAGCAACCUAAAGCCCUCAACGCACACCUAUUUCAUGCACGCGGCUGAACACUCAAUAUUCUCGUGGCCGGGUCACAAACGUGCAUCCCGUCUCACCCACCCUGCCCAUACGACUACAGCUACAUUGAGUGCCACCCUCCCCGCCCCCAUCUUUACUGACUUGACGUCGACCGAAUUGUAUUUAUCGUCGCCAGACUGGGUUGAAAACCACUUUAAAAGUGCCAAGAAUAAAAGCCAGGAGGAUCAAGCACCGAUUACUACCUCCUCUUCUACCGACCGCAUUCCUAGCCUCUCUAGCGGAAAUUCGAGGGAGACGUUCGUAUUCCAAACCCUUCCACCCAAAUCUGUAAGCCGAGAUGUGGACACUGAUUGGAAUGUGCUGAAGGUGCCGCAUGGUUCUAGUCUGCAUGAAAGUAUCAAUCGUCGCAGCGUGUUGCUAAAACCUAGCAGCUCUAUUUCUGACACUUCAUCGUCUACAUCGAUCGUAACAACAGAUCAGAUGUCCGAUUGGCAUGCGAUGAUGGUCAGUCUUAUGUGGAACGUGCAAGCGUGGCGCGAUUGGCUGCAGGAGAAUAUCAACCGUGCUAUAGCUUUUACUGAUGUUUCCCAUGAUAAUGUCGCGGAUUGGUCGACCUAUUUCGAAAAUACUUCGACGGAGGCUAUGCAAUGGCAUCAUUAUAACAGUUUCAGUCAUGCACUAACUAUGCGACUUGCGCUCAGAUAUAAGGAUAAGCGAAUUGUAUCCCCGACACGUGGCACUUUUAGAACUAAGACGUAUGACAACUGUAAGAACGAAAUGCUGACUGUUAUCGAUAUGUUCAACAGAUGGACCUGCUGGUUAAUUAUUAUUUUGAAAGAAACUAAUAAUGCAUGUUUUACAACUCGUGAAGACGAUACGAGUGACAAUGAGUUACGUUGGAGAUAUUUCCGAGGGAAGAUACUAGAGCUGGCUGAGGAUUGGAAGAAGUAUAACGCGUAUUUAAAGCAGUACUGGGAACAAGAAUAUAAGCUCGGUGUUCCAGAGUGGCUGCCAGAGUGGAAGCAGACGGGCCCCGUGUGGGUGGUGAGCGCGUGCGGUGCCGUACCCAGUGGGGCAGUGAGCGCAGGCGUUCAAUGUGGCGAGACCGUCUGGGUCGCGCGCACAACACAUCGACGUAAAGUUUUGCCGGCCGCUCUAGUGCCUUCGCAGCACUGCUGCAUAGUAUACGCCGAUGGUAACAUUCACCGAUACACCAAAUAUCAAGUCAUGUGCAACGCGGAAGUGCAAUGGGUGGCGUGGCGCGCGUCCGGCAGCCGGCAAUGCGCCAGCACCGCGAGCUCCACCGGCUACACCAGCGAUUCGGAGGGUGCGCGCGCAGUGUGCGUGGCGGACGGCGUGCACGUGGGCCGUGUACUAUACCGCGGCAAUCACCUCCUGGGCCCCGUCACUGCACCCAAGCAGCGCUGCCACGUGGUCAUCGUCGGCCGUCCCUUCGCCUUCAACUGCUACGAGUUACUCGUGCUGUCACCGUCUGUCCAAAACACGGCGUGCGACCGACAAUAUGAGUGGACUUCGCCUAUUUGAGAUUAAAUAAAGGUUCUUUCUUGAAAGAAAUUAUCAGUGAGUUCCCCGUGAAUUUGUGUAGAAAAAUUUCGGUCCACUAGGUUUAGCGCUGCAUGGAGUCGCUAAAAGGAUUUGUCGAAUUGC